AUGAAGGCAUUGAGGCGUCAGCAGACGAUGCCAAUGUCUGGCGACGAUUCGGAUUCGGACUCUGAUACCAGCAUCAUUUCAAAGGCUGGUACACAUAAGACGCUAAUUGGAAGUAUUGAUUCGAAGGGGAAUCCGAAGGGGAAUGUUAAAAAUACCGGCCUCGAUAAACUCUGGAACCUCGCCCUUCGCAGCCUCGACGAAAAGAGUCGAAGCCAGGUCAUCCAUGAAGGUCAAAUCACCGCUGGUCAAAACAACACUUUCCGGCUUCUUCUCGAUGGAAUCCAACGGCAACAGAAUGCGGUCGUUGAGUCCCGGUUAUCGUAUACAAAGAAGAAUGGGGAGAAAGUUUACAUUAGGGACAAGAUGGAGAAGGUGGUGACUUGGUUUACCAAAUCACGGAUUUUUGAGUUUGGAAGUGUUUUGAGUGAAGUUUCUAUCUAUGCUGCUAUUCCUUGGGCUUGUAUCAGUACUAUCUUCACCAUGACAGAACAUCAUAUGCAAGCUGAUAGAGAUGUCAUGGAAGGAGUUGAGGAUGUAUCCUAUACCAUUGCUCGGUAUACCCAUUACCAUGAUGCAUACCUUCAAGCAGACGAUGACGAGUAUGAUGAUAUCAUGAAGGAAAGGCUUGAAGAAGCCAUUGUCAAGACUUUUACAGCUGUGCUUGAGUUUCUGUCGCAGGUUGUUAGGUUUUAUAAGGGAUCCGAGAAGAGGAGAAAGCGAAUGUUGCAUGCUUUCAAAGCGACUUCGAUUACUACCAUGGUCACGGAAUGUAUGAGGAAAGUGAUGAUAGAAGAUGAUGAAGUCGUCAAGAUCAUUGCGAUGAUGGAUACGGACUAUCAAAGGAAGACUAGAGCUUUCAUGGACGUUAACUUUACAGAUAUGCGGAACGUUUUAAUGAGUAUACAAGCUCAGGUUGACGAUUUUAAAGCCAUGAUCAAAGGAGACGAUAAAAAGCUCCAGGGGGUGGUCAGUAAAAUUCUGGAUGCAAUAGUUCCGAAAGUCGAACCAAUUGAGACGCUGAAGAAUUGGCUGGGUGGAUGGGUUAUUGAUGAUACUUUUCGGGAUGCUAUCGAUGUGAGGAUGGAAAAUACUUGUCAGUGGCUGUUGGAGAGGGAUGAGUAUGUCAAGUGGAAGGAGCAGUCGACUAGUGAGACGAAAUUAUUGUGGAUAUAUGGACCUCCCGGGUCUGGGAAGAGUGUUCUAUGCAGCACUGCUAUCAAGGAUUUGAAGGAUUCCCAGCCUGAUGCACAUAACGUUGCAUUUUUCUUCUGCUCUGCUAGGUUCGAGAAUACGAGGGACCCGGAGAGUAUAGCUCGAUCUUGGGUGCAGCAGUUACUUCAAGACGAAUUUGGCCAUCGGGAAGCGAGUGAGUAUUAUGCAAAGCAGAAAACUGGGACGAAAGCUUCCAUGCAUGAUGUGUGGGAGCUCUUUACGAGGAUUACGAAUAAGAUGGAGGAUUGUAUUUGUGUCCUCGAUGGACUAGAUGAAUGUUUCAAGGUGGGGGCAGCCACGGCGCAUAAGGCUACUACGAACCGGUGGUUGGAUUUUCUGAUGAGAUUGGAGAAGCAUUCGAGGGGUGCUAAAGUCAGGUUAUUGCUGGUUAGUAGGGAUGAGCCGGACAUUCGUCAAAACCUGGCUUCGUGGAAAUCCCAGGGAGCCAUUACGCCAAUACAAGUUACGGAACUGGAAGUCAAGAGCGAGUACACACGAUCCGAUAUACAACUUUUUGCCCAGAAGAGCGUCCAGGAUGCUGUUGCCUACGCCGAUCCGCCGGUUUCGAAGGAUACGAUUGCUACGCUUAGUGAUCUGGCAUCAAAGAAAGCCAAAGGGAUGUUUUUGUACAUCACUUUGUUGAAGAAUCGGCUUGAGCAAUCUAUUGCUAACGGGCGGGCUGAGGAGAGUCUUUGCCAGGCGGUUGAUGAGUUGGGGGAUUACGACGAGGCUUAUGGUCGGAUCUUGGAUAUGAUUCAGGCUUAUAAGGGGGAGAGGAGGAUUAGGGCAGAGGCAGUAUUACGCUGGGUAUUAUUCGCGGCACGCCCGUUACAGAUGCAGGAGUUAGCGGAGGCACUUGAAGCGGCAAUGUAUACCAAUAACAACAUCGGAUCGCGACAUGCUCAGAAUGCGCGAGGAUCGCUCGUGGCACCGGAGAAAUUGACGGCAGGGUACUUUCAGCAGAUUAUAUCUCUUUGUGGGUCCUUUGUGGUAUCCUCUGAGAAGGCUGGUACUUCGGACCUGCUGAAGACGGUGGACUUUGUUCAUUUUACAGCGAAGGAGUUUUUACUAGCACCCUCUGAUCCCGUAGACGCUUAUGGGCGUGAAGGAUUUCAUUUUGAAGAUGAGCCGAGACACCAGAUUAUCCUUGCUGAGAUAUGUUUACGGUAUCUUUGCAGCGAGGAGUUUAAGAAGCCAUACGCAAAAGUUACACGGAAACUCUUGGAUGACAAGAGGGCCGAGUUUCGGUUUUUGGAUUAUGCGACUUCCUUCCUUUUCCAGCAUAUACAGAAUGCAGGCAAGACCGCUCUGGAGGAGAGAAGGGGGAUUCGGUUGCUUUUGAAUAGCUUUUUUGGCGGCCAUUCGGAGAAUUGGUAUCUUUGGGCUUACCUUUAUGAGACGAGGGAUGAUGGUGGGGACCGAGAGAAUGUACCGGUGGAUUUGGAUGGAUUCAAGCCGGCGAAUAAGAUGUACUAUUGCGCACUGUUCGGGUUGGUGGAUACUAUGAAGCAUUUGCGCAAUAUUGGUGCGUCUGGGGAUCUAGAUGCUCCAACUGGCAAUUACGGGACGCCACUUCAAGCUGCUAUUACAAAUGAACACGAAGAGGCGGCGAAUCUCCUCCUAGAGUGGGGCGCGAAUCCAAAUGUUAAAAAGCAGAACGACAAUGCCUUGCAGGCAGCGGUUAGAACGAGUGCCUCGAAUACGGUGCAAUUGUUAUUGCAAUAUGGAGCGAAGAUUGACGAUGAUUUGCUGCUUCAGGCUUUGAAGAGCAAUGACUUGGAUAUCUUUCACCAACUUUGGACGCAGAUUGAGAAAUCCGGAAGUAGGAUUGAGAAUAAAGAAGCUCUGCUGUAUGAAGUUGUGAAGGAGACCGGUGUGGAGGUUUUUGUUAAGUUAUUACUUAAGUCUGGGACCAAGAUCAUUCAAACGGAGAAACGGGAUAGUACACUUCUCCAUCAGGCGGUGAUUCACCGUAGGGUCGAGAACGCAAAGUUGAUACUCAGAGAGGCAAAGAGAAGGGUUUGCUUGACCGAUGUUUUGGAAGCUAAUAUUGGGCUCAAUCAAAAACCGCUUUGGUGGGCUGCAGCGUCUGGGUCAAUUGAAAUUGUUGAACUGCUGGUGAAAUACGGAGCAGACCUGUUCACCUCUAAUGCCGUCUUCCAGAACGCAAUGCAUGCGGCGGCAUCAAGCGGGCAUUCACAUAUGAUAUUGUAUCUGGCUAGCAUUGGGCUUGGUGUUAACGGCUGUGAUAUUGAGUGGCGCGAGCCACUACAUCUUGCGGUGCGUGCCAGUCACUUUGAAGCAGUCAAAACGCUAAUCGAUCUUGGUGCUUUGGUUAAUGCGACGGACAACAAGGGGUGGUCGAGUCUCGAGGAGGCGGCAGCACUUGCGGAGGAUAAUGUUAAGUUGGUGAAGUUGUUACUGGACAAUGGGGCAAAUAUUGAUUCUCAAGAUGGAGAUAGAAUCUCAGUUUUGAAUCGGGCAGUUAUUGUUGGGAAUAAAGAAGUUGUGAGGGAGUUGGUGAGUAGAGGGGUGAAAACUGAUAGUAGGAACAACAUGGGGCGAAAUAUUGUGCAUGAAUGUGCGAGAUAUGGGAGGAUUGAGAUACUCAAAUGGCUUUUUGAAGCUGGAAUUGCACCUAAGGUUGAUGAUCUGGAUCGAACUAUUGGCAUGUCGCCACUGUAUUUGGCGGUCGAAAAUGGGCACUCGGAUAUAGUCAGUGCAUUUAUCAAGUAUGGAGCUGAUGUCAACCUCGAGACUGCCGAGGGAUUGUGGACACCGCUUCACGAGUCAGUGAAGAAAGGAUAUCUGGAUAUUACAGAGAUGCUUUUGAGCGCGGGCGCUGAUCCUAAUGCUGCCAGUGAUGACGGAAUAACAUGCUUUCAUUGCUGCUGGCGGACUGGAUCUACUUCUCUGACAUCUCUUCUGCUCUCUCAUGGAGCGGAUAUCAAUGCGAAGCGGAAAGAUCAGUUUACAGCUUUGCAUUAUGCUAGUUUCGAAGGCAGGCGUGAGUUUGCAGAGCUGUUGGUCGCAAACGGUGCAAAUUUAGAGGAUGAGACGAGGGAAGGGUACUCACCGCUGCAGUUGACAAUGAUGCGAAACCACUGGGUGAUUGCAGAGAUGCUCAUUAAGAAUGGCGCAGAUGUGAAUCACAGGGAUAGGAAGAGCUGGACGCCUUUACACCGGGCAGCGAGUAUGGGACAUACGAAUAUAACCGAGAUGUUGGUUGCUGCGAAGGAUAUCGAUCUGGAGGCCCGGAACGACCAGUUUACUACGGCGGUCAAUGAAGCCGUUAAGAACAGUAGGCACGAAGUUAUCGGGAUUUUAGCGAAAGCUGGAGCGAACCUGGAAACCACGGCAGACGCUAAUACUUGGCCCUUGAUUUUCGAGUCUAUGUUCAAAGACAUCAAGUGUUUAGAGGCACUAUUGGCAAACGGAGCAUCCAUUUGGAUCAAAGAUCGAUAUGCCUCCCUUUGUGCGCAAACGGCUGCAUUUAAUGGAAAACCUCAGCAUUUGGAGUUGAUCCUGCGGCACCUAGAGGUCAAGUAUCCUGGUCGCAAGGACGAAUAUCUCAACAGUAAGAACAAAUGGAAUCGGACAUGUUUGAUUGAUGCUUGUAUCAACAAUCAUAUCGAUUGCGUCGAAAUAUUGAUGAGGUAUGGGGUCAACGUCAAUACUCGCGGGCAGAGGAGCGACUUGAGACCCAUAACUAUAGCAGCUGAGCUUGGACACCAUGAACUGAUGAGGCAGCUUAUGAAAUCACCUCAGAUCAGGUUCGACGAGGAGGUUGGAGCAGCCACAGCUAUCCACUGGACAACUGCUAAAGCAAUGCCGGAAACCACUAAAGCUCUCAUCGCCAGUGAUUGGGAUAAAUCCAUUCUUAAUCAUCCCGGGCCGUAUGGGAGAACGCCAUUGAUUGAGGCCGCAGCCAACGAUAGACCGUUUAUCACGCAGUGGCUGAUAGAUGCUGGAGCGGAUAAACACAAACGCUGUCAUCAUGGUAUGACUCCGUUACAUCAUGCUUCUUGGGGGGGCCGUUCGAGGACUGUAGAUGUUUUGAUCAAGAACGGAGCAGACUUGAAAGCUGUGGACUUCCAUGGAAGAACGCCCUUGGAUUGUGCUUUGAAUCGGGAACGGGAUUUUGGCGAGGAGAAAAGGGGGAAUACAGCACAGUUAUUGAUAAAUGCUAUGGCUUAA
Messenger RNA from Orbilia oligospora ATCC 24927, 5409 nucleotides. RefSeq lists its product as uncharacterized. NCBI's taxonomy places the organism in Eukaryota, Fungi, Ascomycota, Orbiliomycetes, Orbiliales, Orbiliaceae. Gene Ontology annotation, molecular function: protein binding. Bases 1 to 5409 code for a protein of 1802 amino acids. The record is from RefSeq and is a predicted model, not a curated record. The transcript has 4 exons.